This is a messenger RNA of Penicillium odoratum, 1053 nucleotides long. RefSeq names its product aldo/keto reductase. NCBI's taxonomy places the organism in Eukaryota, Fungi, Ascomycota, Eurotiomycetes, Eurotiales, Aspergillaceae. The transcript has 4 exons. The record is from RefSeq and is a predicted model, not a curated record. Bases 1 to 1053 code for a protein of 350 amino acids.
AUGUCCGCCCAAAUGGAAUACGUUCGGUAUGAGCCCCGCGCCUACCUCGGAAACUCAGGCCUGAAGGUGUCCAAGAUCAUUCUUGGUACUAUGGGGAUUGGAACCUCUGAAUGGCAGGAUUGGGUUCUGGAUGAGGAGGAUUCCCUGCCUCUGAUCGAGCACGCAUACAAGCGGGGAAUCAACACCUGGGAUACGGCCGACGUCUACUCCCAUGGUCGCUCUGAGGAGAUCGUGGGCAAGGCAUUGAAGAAGUAUAACAUCCCCCGCAACCGCGUGGUGAUCAUGACAAAGUGCUUCUUCGGCGUUGAUGACGAGGGUGCCCAACCUGCCAUCUCCGCCACCGCUCGCAAUGACGGCGCCUUCGUCAACCGUGCCGGUCUGUCUCGCAAGCACAUCUUUGACGCUGUCGACGCCAGUGUCGAGCGUCUGGGCACUUAUAUCGAUGUGCUGCAGAUUCACCGUCUGGACCGGGAAACUCCCCGUGAGGAGAUUAUGAAGGCUCUCAACGACGUUAUUGAGAGUGGCAAGGUCCGCUAUAUUGGAGCCAGCUCGAUGGCUGCAUGGGAGUUCCAAACACUGCAGAAUAUCGCCGCUCGGAACGGCUGGCACAAGUUCAUCUCGAUGCAGAACUACCACAACCUGCUUGAUCGUGAAGAAGAGCGCGAGAUGAUCCCCUACUGUCUGGACAGUGGCGUCUCACUGAUUCCCUGGUCUCCGAUGGCCCGGGGUGUGUUGACCCGACCAUGGGGCUCGACUGCAAGUGUUCGCGAGAACACUGAUGCUACUCUGAAGGGCAUCGUGCGUGGUCGUGAGAGCGAGGCUGAUAAGAAGAUUGUCGAUCGCGUUGAGGAGCUGGCUGGCAAGAAGGGUGUGAGCAUGGCCCAGAUUUCUAUCGCUUGGUCGCUGAGUCAACCGAGUGAACAGCCUAUUCUUGGACUGAGCAGCAUCAAGCGUAUUGACGAGGCUGUUGAUAGUCUGCAGGUUAAGUUGACUCCCGAGGAGAUCAAAUACUUGGAGGAGCCUUAUCUGCCAAAGGCUAUCCUCAAGCAGUAG